GGCGGCGGCGGCGGACGGGGAGCGGCAGCCGAGCGAGGCGACGGGCGCGGCCGGAGGCGGGCGAGGCGAGGGCGGCGGCGGUGCGCGGGGCCGGCGGCGGCGGCGGCGGCGAAGGGGCGGAAGAUGGCGGACGUGCUCAGCGUCCUGCGACAGUACAACAUCCAGAAGAAGGAGAUUGUGGUGAAGGGGGACGAAGUCAUCUUCGGCGAGUUCUCCUGGCCCAAGAACGUGAAGACCAACUACGUGGUGUGGGGGACGGGAAAGGAAGGCCAGCCCCGGGAGUACUACACCUUGGAUUCCAUCUUGUUCCUCCUCAAUAAUGUGCACCUUUCUCAUCCUGUGUAUGUCCGACGCGCAGCCACUGAAAACAUUCCUGUGGUUAGAAGACCCGACCGGAAAGAUCUGCUUGGCUAUCUCAAUGGUGAAGCAUCAACGUCGGCAAGUAUAGACCGAAGUGCCCCUCUAGAAAUCGGUCUUCAGCGAUCUACUCAAGUCAAACGAGCUGCAGAUGAAGUUUUAGCAGAAGCAAAGAAACCACGAAUUGAGGAUGAAGAGUGUGUGCGCCUUGACAAGGAGAGGCUGGCUGCCCGCUUGGAGGGCCACAAAGAAGGGAUUGUGCAGACGGAGCAGAUCAGGUCUUUGUCUGAAGCUAUGUCGGUGGAAAAAAUUGCGGCAAUCAAAGCCAAAAUUUUGGCUCAGAAAAGAUCUACCAUCAAGACUGACUUAGAUGAUGACAUAACUGCUCUCAAACAGAGGAGUUUUGUGGACGCUGAGGUAGAUGUGACCUGGGAUAUUGUCAGCAGAGAGAGAGUGUGGAGGACUCGGACCACUAUCCUGCAGAGCACGGGGAAGAACUUUUCCAAGAAUAUUUUUGCAAUUCUUCAGUCUGUGAAAGCCAGAGAAGAAGGGCGUGCACCUGAGCAGCGACCGGCCCCCAAUGCAGCACCUGUGGACCCCACAUUGCGUACCAAACAGCCUAUCCCAGCGGCCUACAACAGAUAUGACCAGGAAAGAUUCAAAGGAAAAGAAGAAACGGAAGGCUUCAAAAUUGACACGAUGGGCACCUACCACGGGAUGACGCUGAAGUCCGUGACGGAGGGUGCGUCGGCCCGUAAGACUCAGACUCCUGCGGCACAGCCAGUGCCAAGACCAGUUUCUCAAGCAAGACCUCCUCCUAAUCAGAAGAAAGGUUCUCGCACACCCAUUAUCAUAAUCCCUGCCGCUACCACCUCUUUAAUAACCAUGCUGAAUGCAAAGGACCUGCUGCAGGACCUGAAAUUUGUCCCAUCAGACGAGAAGAAGAAACAGGGCUGCCAGCGAGAAAACGAGACGCUGAUACAGAGAAGGAAAGACCAGAUGCAGCCGGGGGGCACUGCGCUCAGCGUCACGGUUCCCUACAGAGUCGUAGACCAGCCCCUGAAACUCAUGCCUCAGGACUGGGACCGGGUCGUGGCCGUUUUCGUGCAGGGUCCUGCGUGGCAGUUCAAAGGGUGGCCAUGGCUCUUGCCUGAUGGAUCACCAGUUGACAUAUUUGCUAAAAUUAAAGCCUUCCACCUCAAAUACGAUGAAGUUCGUCUAGACCCCAACGUGCAGAAGUGGGAUGUGACGGUGCUGGAGCUCAGCUACCACAAGCGCCACUUGGACAGGCCGGUUUUCUUACGCUUCUGGGAAACACUGGACAGGUACAUGGUAAAGCAUAAAUCCCACUUGAGGUUCUGAAUUGCGUGGUCUCCCGGCUGGAAAUCUGGGUGAAGAAGCGUGGAUGCACCUUCAUCUAAAGACUGAGUGUCUAUGAAUUCAUCAAACACUCACCAAGGAAGAAGGUCACAGGCGAGCGGCCGAUCUCAUCCGAUGCUUUUGUCUUCAAAGGGAUCAUAUGACGCCUGUCAUUCAUAGAAGCAAACUUUUUGGCCUACAACUAUUUUUUUAAUGUUAGCCUUCUAGUCUGUAAUGGAAAUUGUAUAUUUUGAUAGAAGUUUUUUCUCCAUUGGUUAAACUAGCAUUACUUAAAACGUGUUUCUUUAGAAAACCGAGGUUGUUAAUGUGUGUAUAUUUAGAGGUUCUGAGGCUCCAGGAGCCAUCUUCUGAUUUUUCAUUGCUCUAUAAUUCCUCUCACUGGAAAUGCUGUGUUAUGGAUGGUAUUAAAUAGUAGUUUCUGGAACUUGCAAAGCCAAGCCAAGGGAUGUGACUAUUGUGAAUGACUCAGAAUGUCAGCCUGUAUGCAGACCGUAUCUAUACUUAGUCUUUACUUAACAAGGAAGAAUGAAAAAUCAAAACACUUCUUCAGCUCUGGUGGAACUGCUUAGCCUUUUCGAGACUUCCUUACUUAUAUCGAAUACAUUGAGUGAAUGUACGUUCUUCUCACUGACUUCGCUGAUUUUACAACUUAGGAGGAUCUAUUUCUAUCUGGGAUACCUUCCCACUAGGAAAAUCUCAAAACCCAUGAAAGCCCAGUAAGGCCACAGGACUUUCUAGCUGGGAGCCAGAGUGUGACUCGGGGAAGAAGUGCAUUCGCCUACUGCAGUGCCAUUUCCGCUUCCUGACUGCUCUCCUGCGCCCGCCCUCUCUGGUUCUCCCGUUAGAGGUGCGGGAUUUUGAGUCUUCUGUUCCAUUAGCCCUAAAUGCCGAUAAAGUCUCCCGGCACCAAAGAACACAGUUGCUUAAGAAGUGUCUGAACAGAAACAAGAUAAAAACACUGGUAUUUUUAUGUGCGCAUUCGAUAUCGUAUGAAAUAUAAAGCCUAUAUUUUAACUUAGUAAGUAAGAUAUUUUACUACUUCUCUACUUCAGACAGUGCUGCAUCCGUGUACAAUGAAUGAGCAUUUCCCUUGAGUCUUAACUUCCCCGUUUUUGCUACUUAAAGUAACUUGGACCCUUUAUUCCCCUAGAGAGUUUUUACCAUUAGAAACGUUGCCGAUCAUUUGUAUCAUCUCACCCCACCUCUAUUCCCCUCCGCGCCCCCCCCCCCAUCUCUCUUAGGUUGACGUAUUUUUUUUUGUAAACAUUUAACUCCCCCUCAUGUUCAGAUGCCAUUACUGAACCUCAUUUUGAAGUUGAACGCUGUCAUAAAAAUGAGAAAGCACUUAUUUAUUCUCUAAAUAACCAUGAAAAUCCAUACCAACAGGGAAUGGGAACGUACUUAUCCAUAUGGAAUUCACUGGGCUUUUCAGGAGAAAAGCGUCCAUGUUUAAAAUGACUGGAUUUUAGGGUUUCGAUGAAGUUUGAACAGAUUCUCCUCCCCCUUGCUUUUUCUUCUCUGCAUCCUCCCUUCUUGGAAAUAAAAGAAAACUUAAAUUUGUUCACAUUAGACUAUCAGCAUAGAAGUCUGUUUCCAGACUAAAUUAUGUAUUGCAUCACCUUCCUCCAUGGUCAAAUAGUCAAGGUCUAGAGUCUGUAAUAUUUUAAGGUUACCUAUUGAGACUACUACAAGUGGCCAUGAACUACCUUUCUAUAAAGAUUUUUAGUAUUUAUACUUAUGUGUGAAAUUUACUUGAUAGAGUGUGGUUAAAAUUGGGAACAUCUCCUUUAAACAGGACUUAUUUUUCUAUCUUGCAUCUGCCUUAUAUGUAUUGGAAGGCUUCUGGAAAUACCGUAAGGAAUAUUAGGAAAAGCACGAAUGUGCUCUGCCAUGUAUUUUAAAAUCAGACCCGUAGUAUGUACUUAUUUCCUUUGUCUUUUUCUUUUUUCCGCAACUCAGUCCCUUGUUUAGGUCCAUAUAAUUAAUUUGUAGCCAUUAAUUCUAAAAAACAAAACAAAAAACACCACACCCACCUCAUAGCCAAUCAUUACUCAUUCUCUCAUGACUUCAGUUGUCCAGCAGCACCUGCCACAGUGCCUUGCACGCAGUAGGCAUUCAGUCAGCAUUCACAUACACGAAUCAGUGAUGUAUUUUCAGUGUAACUGAUGUAUCCAAAAAAGAACUUUGUACUUCGUCGUAGAGUUUAAAAAUACAGAAUUGCAGGGAAAGAAGAGGCGCAGGAAAAUAUUUUAAUGGACAUGAAAUAGCCCAUUAAUAAACCUGACUUACCCAUAAGCUACCGUUAGCAGGAGCCCGCCUUGUCUUGUCCCACCAGUAAAAGCAAGCUCCGUCUCACUAUUCGGGGGGCACUUGUAGCAAGAAGCAUGUAGGGUUCCGCCGGAGCGCUCAGCCCGGACCCCAGGGGGGACUCGGUUGGGGACCUUAGAAACACCGCUGCCUAAGUUCUGGUUCUGAUUUAAUUAGUCUGGGAUGAGACCUGCUCAUCAGUAUUUCUUAAACAUUCUUCAGAAAGGAUUGAGAAUCACUGGUUUAAUUUGUUACUGAAAACGAUACCAGUAUUAAAUGUUUGCUUUUUUUCCUUUUUUUUUGGAUUACCCUUUGCACUCUAUCCCAUCUUGGUGGUAUUGGCCUCUGGUUCCCCAUGACAAAUUCAAGUUUUAUUUAUUUAAUAUAGGAGUAUUUUGCUGUUUAAUAUUUAAACAAAACAAUGUUUAAUAUAUUUCAUGAUAAACUAGUAUUAUAGUUUCUGAUUUGUUUCCCAUGUGUCCCUAUCUUUCACUGGCUUUUUUUUUUUUUUUUUUUUUACCAGCAGCAUGACAACAACCCAUGCAGAAAUAACAAAUUCAUGACGAGGAAAGCUUGGUAAUUUUUAAGGUAGAAGGAAGUAGAGUGUUAAUUUCUUAUCUGCCAUGCAGAAUUAGAGUUUGCUUAUGAAAGGAAAGAGGCAUACUUUUUGAUUGGUCUGCACAGUAAAAAGUAAAAGUAAAUUAUUUAAAUAAAAUUCAUUAUCUAAUAAACA
Molecule: messenger RNA, 4777 nt
Organism: Myotis myotis
Lineage: Eukaryota; Metazoa; Chordata; Mammalia; Chiroptera; Vespertilionidae
Gene: CDC73
Product: cell division cycle 73
Exons: 17
Coding region: 124-1719 (531 amino acids)
Biological process (GO): transcription elongation by RNA polymerase II; positive regulation of transcription elongation by RNA polymerase II
Cellular component (GO): Cdc73/Paf1 complex
Molecular function (GO): RNA polymerase II complex binding
Source: RefSeq, a predicted model, not a curated record